This is a messenger RNA of Haemonchus placei, 1506 nucleotides long. Lineage: Eukaryota; Metazoa; Nematoda; Chromadorea; Rhabditida; Trichostrongylidae. The record is from the annotation of a GenBank genome assembly.
AUGGUAAGUCUCUUCGUUUUUUGUGAUUUUCAUGAAAGUCUCUGCUGUUUUUUUUGUCAGAACUGUGUACAAAUAUGGAUAUUGUUGUUGAUGGUGGCGAUCCCAGUAGGGCAAUGCAGACAUUCUCGUUGGCAUCCAUUUAUUGCGUCAAUUCCAUUUCAGGUAGAACGUCAAGAUGCAUUACGAGAAGCGAGGGAAAUGUUUUACUUCGGUUACGAGAACUAUAUGAGUCACGCUUUUCCAGCUGACGAGCUAGAUCCGAUCCACUGCGCAGGCAGGGGGCACGACCAUGGCAAUCCUGCAAAUAUAAAUAUUAAUGAUGUACUAGGAGAUUACUCGCUGACGCUGAUUGAUUCAUUGGACACGUUAGUUGUUUUAGGUGAUCGUGAUGAAUUCAAAAGAGCUGUUUCGCUGGUUAUCAAUUCGGUUGAUUUUGAGAAAAACACAACUGUACAGGUUUUCGAGGCAACCAUCAGGGUGAUAGGUUCGCUUCUGUCAGCUCAUCUGAUUGCUUCCGGCGAAUCACAUCUUCUGGGAGAUUUUCAUAUUCCCGAAUACGAUGGUGAACUGCUCACUUUAGCUCAUGACUUGGCGGCUCGUCUUCUGCCGGCAUUCGAAGGUACCAGAACAGGAUUACCAUAUCCACGAGUUAACCUGAUUAGAGGGGUACUGCCAGGUACUGUAGAAGAGACAUGUACCGCCGGGGCAGGCUCUCUACUUGUCGAAUUCGGGAUUUUGUCGCGGUUGUUGGGUGACCAGACUUUUGAACGCAUUGCUAGGCGCAUAAAUGAGGAGCUCUGGCGAUUGCGGGAUAGGAACACUGGUUUACCAGGCAAUCUCAUCAAUAUUCAAACUGGCGAGUGGGUCGGAUAUCUUAGUGGAGUUGGUGCUGGAUUGGAUUCAUAUUACGAAUACUUUCUCAAAGCUUAUAUACUGUUUGGUGAGCCUCGCGAUUUACAACUGUUCAACGAAGCGUAUGACGCCAUCCUGGCAAACUUGAGGCGAGGACGGAGCCUUUGUAACUCCGACGGUGAACCACCGCUUUUUGUGAACGUUGAUGCACGUGAUGGUAGUACAGCGAAUACGUGGGUGGAUUCUUUGCAAGCGAGUUUCGCUGGGCUUUUGGUCCUUGCUGGUCAACUUGACGAAGCCAUCUGUCAGCAUGCGUUCUACUAUGCUGUUUGGAGCAAGUAUGGAGUUCUCCCUGAACGAUACAACUGGCUUCUCAAGCGUCCUGAUGUGAAGUUCUAUCCGUUGCGUCCAGAGUUUGUCGAAUCUACAUAUUUACUAUACCGUGCAACAAAGAAUCCGUUCUAUUUACACGUUGGACGAGAAGUACUCAACUCAUUGAACACCAUGACGAGGGUGAGGUGCGGAUUUGCCACGGUUCAUAAUGUAGACGACGGCAGCCUUGAAGAUCGGAUGGAAUCUUUCUUUCUUGCAGAAACAAUGAAAUAUUUGUACCUUGUAAGUAAUUGUCAAGCGGAAGCGUCUGCGUGGUCGUAA